Messenger RNA from Pimephales promelas (fathead minnow), 994 nucleotides. The record is from RefSeq and is a predicted model, not a curated record. NCBI's taxonomy places the organism in Eukaryota, Metazoa, Chordata, Actinopteri, Cypriniformes, Leuciscidae.
CAGGAAACAGGAAAUGGCGCAAUAAGUGAUGCCUGACGCUCAUCUGUUUGAAACUAGCGAGUGCAGAAGUCCAGCAUUUAUUUCUUUGCUUGUUUAUUGUUAAUAACGCGACAAAAAAAAAACUACUUAAGCAGCAGGAGCAACGUCAAUACAUUCCAUGUCCACCGUGGCCCCUCAGAAGGGCCCGGGGCCCGGUGUGGGUCUGCUUGGCCCUCAACAGCAGCAGCAGCAGCAGCAGCAGCAGCAGCUGAGAGAGAUCUCACCUGUGUACCUGUGCCGCAUCGGGCAGGAGACUGUGCAGGACAUCGUCACACGCACUAUGGAGAUCUUCCAGAUCACACGUGCCACUCAGCUUCCCAACGGAGUGACGCAGAGUCAGGCUGCGUAUCAGGAUCGCUUCGGGAAGCUCCAGGAACAUCUGCGUCAGCUGACUCUCCUCUUCCGGAAGCUGCGUCUGCUGUACGAGCGCUGUGUGGAGAUGACCCCUGACCUCCAGGAGUCUCCGGCCGAGCUGGUGCCGUAUGUGUCGGAGGAGGCCGAAGCCGUGCGGAUGGAGACCUGCAGUCCGGCCGUGAUUCAGGAGAGGAGAGAAGUUCUGGAGGUUUGAUAAUCUUUACAAUGGUCUCUCAGACCCAACAAGGCACCGCAGCUUCACACCCGAGGAACCCUUUCAUAGUUUCUCGAGCUUCUGGCGGAAGCAGCCGGGGUUUGGCGUGUUCGCACCGCAGGAACAAUUUUAGUUCUAGGAUCUCUUUCGGAGGAACUAAUUUACUCCUCCUUCAGAGUUGGUCUUAACCAGCACUAUAGGAACUAUCCGUGACGUUAGUGUUCUCUGAUUGGCCGAACGCAUGCCAUUAUUAAUAAGGUCUACAGAUUAUAGCCUAUAUAUUUACUAGAGAUGCACAGACUGAAGAGCCGAUUUUAACGUGAUCGGGACUGGCCAGUCAGUCUGACAUGCUGAUUUUAUGCCGGUCAAAUGCAUUCGGGCUCCACA